This is a messenger RNA of Cucurbita pepo subsp. pepo (vegetable marrow), 1731 nucleotides long. Its product is annotated as 26S proteasome regulatory subunit 6B homolog. The record is from RefSeq and is a predicted model, not a curated record. Gene Ontology annotation, molecular function: ATP hydrolysis activity; ATP binding. NCBI's taxonomy places the organism in Eukaryota, Viridiplantae, Streptophyta, Magnoliopsida, Cucurbitales, Cucurbitaceae.
CUCUAAUUUCUCAUCGCUCUGCCUUUUGCAUUCUGCUUGGAGAAGGAAGAAUCCGAAAACCAGAAUGGCGGCCUCAGCUAUGGUUCUUGACCCGAAAUCCUCAUUGGAGCCACCGGCGUCGUUCCCGUCGACGAGAUCUGAUCUCCUCGGCUUGGCGGAACAGUCCUCCGACGAGGAUGACCUCUACAGCCGUCUGAAAUCGCUGCAGCGGCAGUUGGAGUUCAUCGACAUUCAAGAAGAAUACGUGAAGGAUGAACAGAAGAACUUGAAGCGCGAGCUUCUACGAGCGCAGGAAGAGGUUAAAAGGAUACAGUCGGUGCCUUUGGUAAUUGGCCAAUUCAUGGAAAUGGUCGAUCAGAAUAAUGGCAUUGUUGGAUCCACCACCGGUUCUAAUUAUUAUGUUAGGAUUCUCAGUACUAUUAAUCGUGAGCUUCUUAAACCCUCGGCAUCCGUUGCUUUGCACCGUCACUCUAACGCCUUAGUCGACGUCUUGCCUCCCGAGGCCGACUCUAGCAUAUCUCUGCUCAGUCAGUCGGAGAAGCCUGACGUGACCUAUAAUGAUAUUGGCGGAUGUGAUAUUCAAAAGCAAGAAAUUCGUGAGGCAGUAGAGUUACCUCUUACUCACCACGAACUGUACAAACAAAUUGGUAUUGAUCCUCCUCGUGGUGUUUUGCUUUAUGGUCCCCCUGGAACUGGUAAAACUAUGCUUGCCAAGGCAGUUGCUAAUCAUACAACCGCAGCCUUCAUAAGAGUUGUUGGUUCUGAAUUUGUUCAGAAGUAUUUGGGUGAGGGUCCACGUAUGGUCCGGGAUGUUUUCCGCCUCGCUAAGGAAAAUGCCCCUGCAAUUAUCUUUAUUGAUGAGGUUGAUGCCAUAGCAACAGCCCGAUUUGACGCUCAAACAGGAGCUGAUAGAGAAGUCCAGCGUAUUCUCAUGGAACUUCUAAAUCAGAUGGAUGGGUUCGACCAGACAGUGAAUGUCAAGGUCAUCAUGGCAACCAAUAGGGCUGACACAUUGGAUCCUGCCCUCCUACGUCCUGGAAGGCUUGACCGAAAGAUUGAAUUCCCUUUACCUGAUCGCCGACAGAAGAGGCUGGUAUUUCAGGUUUGUACUGCAAAAAUGAACUUGAGUGAUGAGGUGGAUCUAGAGGAUUAUGUUUCUCGCCCAGACAAAAUCAGUGCUGCUGAGAUCGCUGCUAUCUGUCAAGAAGCUGGGAUGCAUGCGGUUCGUAAGAACAGAUAUGUUAUACUCCCAAAGGAUUUCGAGAAGGGCUACAGAACCAAUGUGAAGAAGCCUGACACAGACUUCGAAUUCUACAAAUGAUUCCCGGAGAUGGAGGUGAAAUCUCAGUAUCGUCUUUGUCGACAUGAUCGUAAUUAUAGGUUCCUUUCCCUCACUCGGGAGAUCGCUGUUACAACAACUGAUAGAUCGAGUUUAUUUGCCGGUCAGAUAGAGCUGUGGGACGGUAUUUUUCUUGUAUCACUCUGUUACUUCUUGUCAUGAACUCUAUAUUUCCGCAUCAUUUAGAAUGCUGGCCUCUGAUAUUGCUCAAAACUUGAAUUGUUUUCUAAUCUAUCCAAGCAUUGAAAAGGAUGGUUAACUACUCAGCAAGUAGAUAGAUAGAACAUUCUCAAACUUGUCUGCUGGGUUCAGUUCCACUGAAUGAUGCAAACAAAAUCUCUCUUUAUUUGAGCCCAUGGAGUAAAAGGAACAUAAAGUUGUAUGGCCCACCC